Spinacia oleracea (spinach) is the source of this 1024-nucleotide messenger RNA. RefSeq names its product ferredoxin, root R-B1. Lineage: Eukaryota; Viridiplantae; Streptophyta; Magnoliopsida; Caryophyllales; Amaranthaceae. The transcript is spliced from 2 exons. Gene Ontology annotation, molecular function: 2 iron, 2 sulfur cluster binding; electron transfer activity. Gene Ontology annotation, cellular component: plastid. The coding region runs from base 305 to 760 and encodes 151 amino acids. Gene Ontology annotation, biological process: electron transport chain. The record is from RefSeq and is a predicted model, not a curated record.
UCAAACGCACCGUGAUUACUUUAGAUUUCUGGGUCAGUCAGUCCCAAUUAAAAUUCUCCCUAAUUGCCUAAUUAGCCUUAGCAGUUAGCAAGGGCCAUCUUCUAAUUUAUUUUAGAAUUAUACAAUCUGUGUUUCUGUGUGGCAAAGUGCCCUUUCCCUUCCUUUCUAGUUUCUACAGGUAUAUAAUUUAGAGCAUAGCCACCUUCAAAAAGGGGUAUUAGCCAUAUUUUACAGUCAAGCUCCUUGUUAACUCCGCACGUCUCUCUCUUUCUCCCUCCUCUUACCUCAAAUUUCAGGCCAAAACAUGUCGACUGUGAAAGUUCCUGCCCAAUGUGUGAUCAAGACCAUUCCAAAGGCAACAGCGAUGACCCCCAUGGUGAAGUGCCCUGUAUCUUUGGGGUCUGUAAAAAGUAUCUCCAAAUCAUUUGGGUUGAAAUGUUCAUCGAGCUAUAGAACUACUGCAAUGGCAGUAUACAAGGUUAAGUUGAUCGGACCAGAUGGAACUGAAAAUGAGUUUGAGGCUGCUGAUGAUGUUUACAUCCUUGAUGCAGCAGAAGAAGCAGGAGUUGAGUUGCCUUACUCAUGCAGAGCAGGUGCCUGCUCAACCUGUGCUGGUCAGCUAGAAAGUGGAGAAGUUGAUCAGUCUGAUGGUUCCUUCCUUGAUGACGGUCAAAUGGAAAAGGGUUAUUUGCUCACAUGUGUGUCUUACCCGAAAUCUGACACUGUAAUUCAUACCCACAAGGAAGGUGAUCUUUACUGAGGUGAUAGUCUGGUGUGUGUUCCUCAAAUUGCGUAGAGACCAUAUAUAUUGCGUGCUGUUAAUGGGUUGGAUGGCAGGAUCGUAGUUGUAUGAUGUAAUAAUUUCGUGGCUUUUGGUUUUAAUUUUUUUCCAUAGAUUUUGCCUGCCUUUCUUUAGUUUUGCUUCUGUUGAUCAAAGGAGUGUCCCCUAGAGUAGAAGGUAAACUCUAGUGUCAAAAGACGCAAAUAAUUUGGAAUCGCGAAAGUCAUUUACAUGGUUGUCUGA